UUUUAAAAUUUGCUAGAAUUUUAGAAAAGUUAUUAAAUUAUUUUAAAUGUGGCCGAAUGAUCGAGACCGACAGGGGACGAACCGGUAUAAGCGACAGACCAACGAACAAAAUAGUUUAGUUGCCAGCAAUUCGUUUCAUGAAUCUCGUGAGGCUAAUGACAACAAUUCAAUUCUGGUGAUUGGAAGUUUUGCUCAUUGCUUGGGACAAGUUACAACAGACACUUUACGCACUCUUAUCAAUCAGCAUGCUCAGAAGCCGGGUGUUCGAUCAUAUCGUGAAAUGGUCGCCGAACUUUUUUAUGCGACUGGUGAUGCAUUUGCUUUUGUUAAGAUGCAAUCUCACGAUGCUGCAAUUCGAGCUAAGGACGGAUUAAAUGGAAUGGAAAUUUUUGGAAGUGACAUUCAGGUAGCCUUCGUUCCAAAUGCUUUAUUGUCGAAUAUUGGUGAUAAUGACAUUGUUGAUAGACAACCUUCACGAGCAAGUUUAGUUGAAUGCAAGAUUGAUUCAAACAAGCAAUUAAGUACAUCGAUUGAGGCGAAGAUUAAUAAAGUUUCGAAGGAAGAGUCGACCGCCGAGAAAGAUCCUUGGGGACGUCCUACAGAUGGAAGUUGGGAUAAUCAAGAUGUUGGUUGGGGUACUUACAAGCCAGACGACUCUUGGGGAGGUGGAGGUAAAUCAACGACACAAUCGAAUUUUGCUGAAGAGAAUGUUCGUUCAACUGUUGACAAAAAAGAUAAUCGAGGCUUUAACUCUAAAAGUAACAACAAUUAUGACUUUAAACCAACACAAGAAACUGUUAAAACCGAAGAAAAUGACUCUUUUGCACGUCCUACUGAAAAUGCCAAUGGAUGGGGUGAAGUUAAUAACAGUUGGGAUAAUGUUAUCAAUUCGAACAAGACUAUUACGAAUAAUUUGUUAAACGAUAAUGAGGAAUCCAAUGUUGGAAAUCAGCGAGAAUAUGAAAGGAACUCAAACAAUAAUAACAACAAUUGGAAGUCUAACAGAGGAGGAUUUGACUCAUCGACAAAUAAUAACAAUUGGAAUAAUGAUCGUCCAAGAGGAAAUGACAGAGGGAGAGGUGAAAGAGGAGGAGGACGUGGCCGUGGUGGUUGGACGGAUCGUAAUUCUUAUCCUCGAAACCAAUACAAUUCUGGAGACCGAGACCGUAAUUUUUCUUCACGUAAUGACUUCAACAGUGGUGACCGAAAAUCUUAUCGAGGUGCCUAUAACGCUGGGAAAGGAAAUUUCUCGUCACGAGAAAAUCUCAACGAAGACCGUAUUAUUGAAAAGAAGUUAAGCAAUACUAAUGUCAGCAAAGACCGAAAUUAUGACAAUCGUCAUACAAAUUUUGAACAUCGACAAGUACGUCCACUUUUUGAACCGCCUUCUACCUACAGGGAUUCUGGCCCAAUUUUUCGAGGGCGUGGACGUGGAGGAUCAUUUGCUGGUUCUGGACAACAAAGAAAUGAAAACGAAUCUCAACAACAAUUUGAAGGUGGUCGUAAUGAAAAUAAUCCGCGUAAUGAUGAAACAGACGGGUCUGAUGGACAUGAUGAGGAAAAUAAGCAACAGAUUGGAAGUCCCAAAAAGUUUGGACAGCUGCCUAAAGGGGUUGCUUUGAAGGACGAUCCAUUUGAAAUUAAAGAUGACCCAGCUGGUGAAAGACUUGAUAAUCCUCCCUCGAAGGUUAUUUACAUUACCAACCUUCCUGGUGAGGUUAAUAAAAGUGAACUUUUCGCGAUGCUUUUUGCUAAGAAGUUAAAUAUUGUUGAUUGUGAUGUUUUUCGUUAUACACGUGAACAUGAUGAUGCUGGGAAUGCUUAUUCUUUUGCAGAAUUGGGAAGUGAAGAAGAGGCAAAAAAUGCAAUUGAAUUGCUUAAUGAUACGGAAUUUAUGAACAGGAAGCUUUUGGUAAUGUAUUCACGAAAACAAACGAUAAAUAUGAGCACGACAAUGAUGAGAGAAGCAAAACGUCGUAGAAAUCGUGGUUUGGGUGGUGAUACAAGUAGUGUUGUUAGUGCUUCAAAUAAUAAUGAUGGUUGGGAUAAUGGAGUGAAUAGUUUGGGCGGAGGAAGUGGAGAUUCUUGGGCUGAUUUUGAUGAUAAACCCGAAGAGAUUGGAAAUAAAAAUGAAAUUGACACAAAUUUGGAAAUUAAUUCUGAAGUUUUUCCAGAAAAGAGUGGUUGUGAGAAAGAUGACGUUACUAUAACUUUGAGUGAAGAAAAUGUUGAAGAGACAAAAAUUUGUUGUGUUAUGGUUGCUGAUGAGGUAGAAUCACAACAUGUGGAAAAAGAAAUAGACGAUGAAGUUGAGGUUUCAAACUUGGUUAAUUCUUUGGUGGAAAAUGUUGCAAAUGAGAAUGGUUCAAGCGAAAAGACUUGUUUCUCUUCAGCUGAAUCUUUAAAUGAAAAUAACAAAGAAACUAAAGAAGAAGAAGACAUUCUUCCUUCAGACGAAAAUAAUUCUACAAAAUUGACAAAAGAAGGGAAUACUCCAUUUACUUCUACCGAAUCUUUAAUUGAGAAAGACAAUUUGAUUAAUGAAGAUGAAGAGACUACUACUCCUUUUGCUUCUAUUGAAUCUUUGGUAGAAAAAGUAGAAGAAAAGGAAGAAGAAAGUAUUAACUAA
Molecule: messenger RNA, 2629 nt
Organism: Meloidogyne enterolobii
Lineage: Eukaryota; Metazoa; Nematoda; Chromadorea; Rhabditida; Meloidogynidae
Source: the annotation of a GenBank genome assembly